AUGUCCGCCGACGCCCCCAGCGGCAGCCGCAGCGCCGCCGCGCUCGAGCCCGCGUGGCAGUCCGCCAGCGCAUCCGCCGCGCCCCGGCUGGCGGCGCUGCAGCGCGCGCUCCCGGCGCUGCCGUCCCCGGCGCUGCGCAUCCAGCGCGUGGCCCAGCUCGACGCCGAGCUGCUCGACGCUGAGCUGCUCUCGCUGCUGCUCUCGCCGCUCAGCAGUGCUCUGGCGCUCCUCUCGCCGGCGCGCAGCUAUGCGCCCGAGCUGCGCCUGCUGCUCGAGGGCACGCUGGCGUACUUCAGCCUCUCGCCGCUGUCGCGCGCCGCCUCGUACGGCGCCUCGCUGCAGAACCUGCGCUGGCGCAACGAGUGGGCCCACGCGCGCCGCGGCCUGCAGAGCACGGCGCGCGAUGCGCCCCUGGCAACGUGGCAGCGCGUGGCGCACCCGGCCCUCACCGUGCUCGUGCCGUAUGCGCUGGCGUGCGCCGAGCGCAGGCGGCUCGGCGGCGCGCGCUCGGGGCGCACGGAGCGCGCCAUCGAGUACGCGCAGAAGGUGUACGCGGCCGCCAGCCUGGCCAGCUUCGUCGCGUUCCUCGCAGACGGCAAGUACCGCACGCUGACGGACCGGCUGCUCGGCAUGCGUCUCGUCUAUGCGCAGCGCGACGCCUCGCGCGCCAUCUCCUUCGAGUUUCUCAACCGGCAACUGGUGUGGCACGCUUUUACCGACUUUCUCCUCUUCCUGCUGCCGCUCUUGCGACCACGGCGGCUGCUGCGCAAGCUGCUGCGCCUGCCCACGCAUCCGCUGCUGCUCGGCACGCUGCUGCAUCUGCUGCCCUCGCGCGUUGCCUCUGCCGCCGGCCUCUCGCGCUCGCCCAGCGGCGCGCCGCAGUUCAAGGCGCCCGCCUUCCUGCGCCGCUCGACGGGCAACGACGCACCGAGUGCGCCGUGCGCCGAUCUACCAGAGGGCGUCUGCGCCAUCUGCUUCACUCGUCUGCUCUCCGCCUCCUCCUCCAGCGCACUGAGCGGCAUGCGCGCCGGCAUUCCUUCUUCCGACCCGCUCGAUCCCUCAGCACAUACGCUGGCGCCGAGCCGCGUCGACCCUUCCUCCUCGCUGCCCACGCCGGCGCCGCCACGGCGCGGCGACGACGCGGCGCGGCGCGAGUGGGGCACGGGCGCACAGGGCAUCAAGUAUGCCGAUGCGCUUGUGCACACGCCGUACGCGCCCGACUGCUGCGGCGCCGCGUACUGCUACGUCUGUCUGGCGGGACGCCUGCUGGAUGAGUCUGCGCGGGAAGAGCUGGAAGAGGACAAGGCGCCGUGGACGUGCCUGCGCUGCGGAGAAGGCGUCAGGAGCGCACAACGCGUCAGCGACGUGCUGCUGCUGGAGGAGGAUGAGGAGAAGCGCUUGGCGCAGAAGACGGCGCCAGAAGAGGAAGACGAGGAAGAGCUGGAUCUGCUUGGGGAAUGA
Molecule: messenger RNA, 1461 nt
Organism: Tilletiopsis washingtonensis
Lineage: Eukaryota; Fungi; Basidiomycota; Exobasidiomycetes; Entylomatales
Exons: 2
Coding region: 1-1461 (486 amino acids)
Biological process (GO): protein import into peroxisome matrix
Cellular component (GO): peroxisomal membrane
Molecular function (GO): zinc ion binding
Source: RefSeq, a predicted model, not a curated record